Molecule: messenger RNA, 2735 nt
Organism: Brachypodium distachyon (stiff brome)
Lineage: Eukaryota; Viridiplantae; Streptophyta; Magnoliopsida; Poales; Poaceae
Exons: 4
Coding region: 77-2209 (710 amino acids)
Molecular function (GO): protein binding
Source: RefSeq, a predicted model, not a curated record
AACCAACAAGUACGCCGCACUUCCGUUUCGCUCUUCCCCAAUCCCCACCCUACGGGCCCAGCCGAGAACACGAGGCAUGUCGAUGGCGGCGCUCCCGGACGACCUCGUCGAGCAGAUCCUCUUCCGCCUCCCGUCCGACGACCCCUGGUGCUUCGCCCGCGCCUCCGUCGUCUGCACGCUCUGGCACAGGCUCAUCUCCCACCCCGCCUUCCUCCUCCGCCGCCUGAGCGCGCUCCCCUCUGCAACCCCAAUGCUGCUGGGGUUCCUCCUCGACGAGGACGGGGAAUCAGUCGACGAGGACACCCUCGCCUUCUUCCCCACCUCCGCCUUCUCCCUCCCAGUCCCCGACCGCCGCUCCUGGUCGCCGCGCGACUGCCGCCACGGCCGCGUCCUCUUCUGCUCCAGGAGCCAGGACGCCAGGGGGGAGUUCCUUGUCUGGGAGCCCGUCACGGGCAUGGAGCGGCUCGUGCCGGUGCCUGCGGCGUACGAGCACCGCUACUCCAACUCGGCCGUGGUCUGCGCGGCCGACGGGUGCGACCACCGCGACUGCCACGGAGGUCCAUUCCGCGUGGUCGUCCUAUUUUCCGAGCAGACGGAGGACGACGAGAUGAUCACGUGGGCGUGCGUCUACUCCUCAGAGACUGACGCGUGGGGUGAGCUGACCUCCGUCCACGGCAUCUGCUCCUACACCGCUAAGUCCAGUGUGCUGGUACGGAGGUCUACACUCUACUUCUCAACCAACUGCAGAUACAUCCUCGAGUACGACUUGUCCACACACAGCCUAACUCGGAUCGACUCUCCUCCUGCGCACCGCUCGUCUCACCAUGAGGAUGAAGUAAGCUAUCAAAUAAUGGCCCUCAUGGUGGCGGAGGACGGUGGAUUGGGAAUUGCCAAGCCCGAUGACUGGGUUCUCUACCUUUGGUCAAGGGAUGUGAGUGACGCCGGUGAUGCAGAAUGGGUGUGUUACCGGGAGAUCGACCUGAACCCAGAUAGUUUGCUCCCACACCCUGCUCUCUGGCAAUGGGAGGUACCAAUUAUGAUGGGAUUCGCCGAGGAAGCAAUUACCAUUUUUAUGAGCACCACUGCUGGCAUCUUUGUAAUCGAUCUCCAGUCAGGACGUGUGAAGCAGGUGUGCGACCAUGAAUUCUCCUUCGACAUUUUGGUUCCAAUUGUCAGCUUAGGCCAUACACUCCCAGCACCCCUACGCGAGUACCACUACCCGCCUUCGCCCAAUUCUAGUGAGGAGGAGGAGGAGGAGGAUGACGACGAUGAUGGCGGCGGCAGCGACGACGAUGAGGAUGAGGAAGUGGCGGAAGAAGAACCAGAGCGGGCGUAUGAGCUCUUCGUAAAGGGGUGCAAGGCCAUCGAGCAGCGGGACUUCGUCAACGCCGUUGACUGCCUCAGCCAUGCCCUCGCUAUCAGGGCUGCACAUUAUGGUGAACAUGCUCCGCAGUGUGUUGCCACAUAUUACACAUAUGGAUGUGCCUUGCUAUACAAAGCUCGGGAAGAGUCAGUGAAGAGUACAACUAGCAAAGCUUAUGCUGGAAACUCAAAGGCCUCUGGCGGCAAUGUUGAGGGUGCUCCAUCUAUGGAGGAAGUUGAUACUGAAGAAGGGCAAAACUCAAAUGGCAUAGCUCAGGAAGAUAGGAAAAGUGAUGGUGACAAGGCACAUGGUGAAAUGGCAGGUGAUGAAGAAUAUUCUGAUUUAAACCUGUCCCGGAAAAUGUUGAAUAUUGCAAGAACAAUAGUUGAGAAGAGCCCAGGCAACACUAUGGAGUGUAUCAUCUCUGCUCUGGGAAAAGGUGCAUCUUCUGCGGAAGGAAGUACAAAAUCAAUUCAAGAUAAUGAGAUGUGGCGUACUCGCAUAUUGGCUAAACUGGAGAGGAAGCUUGAAGAGGUGGAGCAAGCAGUGUCAACCCCAAGCUGUGCCGCAGUUGAGAUUAUGAAGAGGGUUGCCCCAGAGGCAGAACAGAAUGUUGACAAUGCUGUGUCAAGGGCUGCACCAUUGAUUUCUUCGCAGAUGGCUGGAUUAAACAGCAGCUUCGCUUCCCCAGUAAUUCGUACAUCAACAACAACAGGAAAUGCUGAAAGUAGUGUAACUGACCGAGGCGCUGUAGGUGGAGGCAUCCGACGAGCUAACACGAAGCCUUCCUCUGCUGAACCUUCUCCAAAGAGACUUGCAGUUGCAGCAGCAGAUGAUUCACCAUGAUAAUGAUAGCAGCCAGAUAAAAUUUGUGAAAUUACAAGAUAUGCCUGGACCUUACCAACCCCUUUUCUGAUUCCUCAAUGGAGUAUUGGUCUGCUGAUAUAGUACAAGUAGCUACAUACUACUCCGUAUAAAAAUUGCUGCAGGCCUGCAGUUCGGUAUUUGUUAUCCGCAGAACCUGCACAAUGACGUUUCUUGUUUCUUUUUAAAACAUUGUCUGUUUGUUUCAGUCCAAGUGCCAAGUAUGACCUCUUCGUAUGUCCGAGGCUUUAAUUACUGUAUAUUCCCGGUUUCUGAACUACUAGGGGAGUACAUUGGUUCCUUGACUUCCUAAAACUUGCCAGGGUUGAUAUGUGUAUGUUCAUGAUCAGUAGUAGUAUGUACACGAAUGUCAAUUGGCCAUGGCUGCACUUCGGCAGUACGUAGACAUUGCAUUUGAUGCCAUGGCCAUGGAUGCACUUGGGCAGUACGUUGACUAUGUGGAACAUUGUAAUGUUAAUUAAGUUGGGAAAUGUAUCUUCACCAUGUA